Molecule: messenger RNA, 2055 nt
Organism: Onychostoma macrolepis
Lineage: Eukaryota; Metazoa; Chordata; Actinopteri; Cypriniformes; Cyprinidae
Gene: polh
Product: polymerase (DNA directed), eta
Biological process (GO): error-prone translesion synthesis; response to radiation
Cellular component (GO): nucleus; site of double-strand break; replication fork
Molecular function (GO): DNA-directed DNA polymerase activity; damaged DNA binding
Source: RefSeq, a predicted model, not a curated record
UCCACUAGAGAGCAGUGAACAGACUCAGCGCGCGAUACUCGAAGAACAGAAGAAGAGCGCGUGAAGCCCGCGGUUGUUUCGCGUCUGUCUUGGGUUAUUGAAGUGUGUGCUGAUGGAUUCUGGGAAGGAGAGAGUGGUCGCGUUGGUGGACAUGGAUUGCUUCUAUGUGCAAGUGGAGCAGAGGAUCAACCCCGAGCUCAAAAACAAGCCGUGCGUGGUGGCGCAGUACAAGACAUGGAAAGGUGGAGGCAUCAUAGCAGUGAGUUACGAGGCCAGAGCUCAUGGGGUCAGCAGGAACAUGUGGGCAGAUGAUGCCAGGAAGCUCUGUCCUGAUCUACAGGUGGCCCGAGUCAGAGAGGCUCAUGGGAAGGCUGAUCUCACGUUUUACAGGGAGGCCAGUGUGGAGGUGAUCGAGGUGAUGUCGCGCUUCGCGGUCAUAGAGCGGGCCAGCAUCGAUGAGGCAUACAUGGACCUCACGGCCAGCGUGCAGGACAGACUGAAGCACAUGAGCGUCCAGGACAUCACGCCGCAGCAGCUGAGGAGCACCUACGUUCAGGGCUUUCCACAAACCAACGGCAGCGGACCGAGCGAGGAUGCAGCGACAGAUAAAGAGGAGCAGCGGCUCCGAGGCCUGCAGCAGUGGCUGGAGCAUCUGUCCUGCGGCGGUCAGUCCUCGCUUGCGGAGCUGCAUCUGACCGUCGGCGCUCUGAUCGUGGAGGAGAUGAGGGCCGCCGUGGAGGAACACACCGGCUUCAGAUGCUCCGCCGGCGUCUCGCACAACAAGGUGUUAGCCAAACUAGCAUGUGGCUUAAACAAGCCUAAUCGCCAAACAGUUUUGCCUCUGGGGUCCGUUCCAGAGCUCUUCAGCACCCUUCCCAUCAGGAAAAUUCGUAAUCUGGGCGGGAAGCUGGGGACGUCCAUCACGGAGACUCUGCGAGUGGAAAACAUCGGAGAUCUGACUCAGUUCAGCAAGAUCCAGCUGGAGCAGCACUUCGGAGAGAAGACCGGGUCGUGGCUGUACGACUUGUGCCGAGGGGUCGAGUUUGAGUCUGUGAAGCCUCGACAGCUGCCCAAAUCCAUCGGCUGCAGCAAGAACUUCCCAGGAAAAACCUGUCUGGCGACAAAACAGCAGGUGCAGCACUGGCUUCAUCAGCUGGCCCUCGAGUUACAGGAACGACUGAACAAAGACCGAGACAUGAACGGACGGGUGGCCAGACAGCUGACGGUGGGCGUCAGGCAGGCUGGAGAUCAGAGUUUUUCUCGCUGCUGUGCUCUUGCUCGCUAUGACGCUGUGAAGAUGACUUCGGACAGCCUGGCCAUCAUCAAGAGCCUCAACACCGCAGGAAGCCACCAGGAGGCGUGGUCUCCUGCUUUGACUUGUCUUCAUCUGUCAGCCAGUAAGUUCAGCGAUGUUCCCUCAUCCUCAUCCGGAGGAAUAGCAAGCUUCCUGUCCAGUAACGCACCUUCAUCACAAUCACGUCUAGCCUCUACACAAACCCCCAAAACACAGCCGAGCCCCAAGCGCCCGGGGGCCAUCCAGUCUCUGUUUGAGAAGGCCGCCGAGAAGAAGAAACAGCAUGAUGAACACGCCCCUGGCAUCUCCUCCUUCUUCCAAAGAAAGGGUCUGGAGAAGGCGCUGCAGCUGGAAGACUGUGUCUCUGAAGGCAGCAGGACUGAGGCUGGACCAGAGUCGCUCAGCGGAGUCGCUCCGUCAGACGGGGAGGAUCUUCACGCGUGCCAGCGCUGUGGACUGAAGGUGCUGGUCUGGGAAAUGCCCGAGCACAUGGACUAUCACUUCGCUCUGGACCUGCAGAAGUCGUUCUCGGCGUCCAGCGGCGGGCCGGUGCAGUCGUCCCGCGGGAAGAUCCAGGCGAAGACUCCGAGCGGCCCGCAGGCCAAGAGAGCGCGAGUGCAGGGAAACAGCGGCACGCUGGACUCCUUCUUCAAGAAGACUUGACCGCGGUCCCAGCCAGCUUUUUAUACCUUCAGGUUUUAAUGAGAAAUAUUUGUGCCUUUUGUGUUUUAUUUCAAUAAUAAAUAAGUGGUUCGAUGGAA